UUUUUUUUUUUUUGUAAAAUAUGGCAUGCGAUAAAAAUAAAAGGAUCCGAUUGCUAGAAGGAGUAAAAUUGGAACCUCCAACAAAGAAAUACAAAGUUCAAUCUGGAAUGCAAGGUGAACAAAAAUUGUUCUCGUCUGUGAACAAACAAAAUGUUUUGGUUUCAUCCAACAAAGAUUAUAGAAAUUCAAUGACAUUGAAGGAAAGUUAUGUUUCUCUUAUAGAAAAGAUUAGACCUACGAAUCCGGAAGAGUAUAUCGGUCAAAAACAUAUUCUCAGUCUCCACAGCGUUUUGUAUCAAUUAAUCCGGCAUAAAGAACUUCCAAGUAUGAUCUUAUGGGGACCUCCUGGUUGUGGUAAAACAACGUUAGCUAAGAUAAUAGCAUGCACAUGUAAAAAAUCAUCCAAUAACAUGGUACACAUGGUAGAACUCUUGGCAACAACAUCAGGUAUCAUUGAUAUUAAAACAGUGGUUGCAUCUGCUAUAAAGGAAUCUAAGCUUGGUUAUAAAACAAUCGUACUUAUGGAUGAAAUUCAUAGAUUUAACAAACUCCAGCAAGAUGUUUUCCUGCCUCAUGUCGAAGCUGGUACAUUCACUUUAAUCGGUACUACCACCGAAAACCCAUCUUAUAGUUUAAACUCCACUUUGAUCAGUCGAUGUCGUCUGUUUGUUUUGAAGAAGCUAUCGACGACUGAUUCAAUCUCGAUACUUGAGCGAGCUGUAAAGUCCACAAAGGGAAAAAUAUUAACAACAUUAGAAGAUUUAAAUUGCAACUCCGUGGCAGCACCUGCAUUCACCGUGGAUGAGGAAACAAUAAAGUGGUUAGCUGUAACAUGUGACGGAGAUAUUCGUGUUGCAUUAAGCAGUUUAAACUGGGCAAUACAAUCAAAAGUAUUUAAUAGAAAUGCAGUUUUGUCUAAAAAUCAACUAUAUCCAAUAGAAGUUAAAGACCUCAAGGAAGGCCUUCAAGAAGUACAUGUAUUUAAUGAUAAAGAAAACAAUUUAUAUUAUGACAUGAUUUCUGCAUUGCACAAGUGCAUACGAGCAAACAAGGCAAACGCAGCACUUUACUGGUUAGCAAGAAUUAUGGCAGAUGGACACGAUCCUGUAUACAUUGCAAAACGCCUAGUUAGGAUAUCCAGUGAAGAAGUAGGCCUGGCAGACAUCGAUGCAUUAGGAAUUGCAGUACAUACAAUGCAUGGAUGCCAAAUGUUAGGAAUGCCAGAAUGUGACAUUCUUUUGGCCCAAUGUGUUGUCUACCUAGCACGAGCUCCGAAAUCACGUUUAAUUCCUAACGCUUUGGAAAUCGCUCAUAAAGUCAUACUGAAUCACAAUGGAUUGCAUCCACCUGUGCCGUUACACAUGCGAUGCAAACCAAGAGAUGCGCAAUUAAUGUCAGUAAUUGAAACUGCCAAAGAAAAUUCAUUAAAAGAAGAGAACCUGAAUCAAAACUGUUUGCCACCUGAAUUAAAGAAUACAAAUUUCUUCAAAGAAGAAAGCCUGGAUGCUGAAUAGUUAAUUUAUUUUUAAUCAUUCUAUCUUUUCUGUUUAUUUUAUAAAUUACUCAAGCCACGAUAUUUGACAUGUAAUUAUAAGAAUAAACGUUACAUUGUUGGAAAAAAGGAUAAUCUUUUAGUGCUAUCCGCUAUAUCCUAUACCAAUCUGAAAGUAUUCAAGGUUACUUUUCGCUUAUAGUAAUAACACCUCAAUGAAAGUCUUUUUAAAA
Messenger RNA from Orussus abietinus, 1725 nucleotides. Its product is annotated as ATPase WRNIP1. Gene Ontology annotation, cellular component: nucleus. Gene Ontology annotation, molecular function: ATP hydrolysis activity; four-way junction helicase activity; DNA binding. The transcript is spliced from 4 exons. Lineage: Eukaryota; Metazoa; Arthropoda; Insecta; Hymenoptera; Orussidae. Gene Ontology annotation, biological process: DNA-templated DNA replication; regulation of DNA repair; DNA recombination. The record is from RefSeq and is a predicted model, not a curated record. Bases 21 to 1514 code for a protein of 497 amino acids.